CAGUGCGAAAGCUUUUAGUUGCACUUCGUAGUUUGCAGUGGUCACGAGAGAAUUUUUAACAACUGCGGUGUUAGUUUUCCCUUUUAUAUAUAGUAUAUAAUGGACACUGAACAUGGGGACUCCCCAUCGUAUACAUAUUUUGCCACCUCUCCUUCGGCAGAGACGGUCCUGAACAAGCAGCCGCCCUUCAACCCUACGCAGGUUCCUCCACCGUCUCGGACUACGUCGAUGACACGACCCGUACGGAACGAGAUCCACAUCACCAUUCCAAUCCAUGCCAAUCAGGGAAUAGUUUGUCCCUCCUGCCAGAUCCCCUAUAGUGAGAAACCAGUCCGCACCAUUAGGACUUACUUUUUCUCGGCGUUGCUCUGCCUUUUCCUUUGCUGGCCCUGCGUCUGCCUCCCUUGCUUGUUUAAACUGGGCUACAAAACUAUAAAAGUCUGUCCAAAAUGUAAGGAAAAAUUGUGAUCGUUUUGAAGACGCCAGCAAUAACCCUCGACGAUUUCAUAGAUACAUAUUCAUAUGUGUAAAUAUACAUAAAUACAAAGAAUGAAUAAAGAAAAUAUUAAUUCAUAAA
This is a messenger RNA of Drosophila biarmipes, 577 nucleotides long. RefSeq lists its product as uncharacterized. The transcript is spliced from 2 exons. Lineage: Eukaryota; Metazoa; Arthropoda; Insecta; Diptera; Drosophilidae. The record is from RefSeq and is a predicted model, not a curated record. The coding region runs from base 100 to 468 and encodes 122 amino acids.